AUGGCAGGUGUUGGGCAUGCUCAAGCAGUAGUAAUGAACUUAUUGGAUGGUCUGGAUGGAUGUUAUCGAACUGUAGUAGCCGACAACUUUUUCACCACUAUUUCUCUUGCGAAAUAUUUGUUGGAACAUGAUACAUAUCUUAUAGGAACACUAAGAAGUAAUCGUGUUGGAUCCGGAAGCGAAGUUCUUCGGAAAAAGCUCAGCCGUGGUGAAGUUUACCGGCUCCAGAAUAAAGACGGGAUAAAAUUGAUUAUGUGGAAAGAUAAACAGGACGUCUUGAUAAUAUCUACAAGACCAUCGCAUUCAGCAAGCGUGGCAGACAGUGAAAAAACAAAUUUUCAAAAUGAGCGCGCAUCAUAA
Molecule: messenger RNA, 360 nt
Organism: Didymodactylos carnosus
Lineage: Eukaryota; Metazoa; Rotifera; Eurotatoria; Philodinida; Philodinidae
Source: the annotation of a GenBank genome assembly